AUAAGAUGUACUAAUUACACUGUAUAACAUGGGACAGAGUGAUGUUUUCAACAACAGGAUAUCAUCUCCAUCAUGGAAAACUGUCUGAAUAGAGACAAUCUGAGACACAGACAAAAAAGACUGAGCAUCAAGGAGUAAGACAACCACAGUGUCCAGCAGGAUGGCGACCUCUUCAAGUUCUGUGUAUUCUGAGUGUAAACCUGGAGACACAUUGUGUGAGAUCCGUGUGUAUGAACAGGAAGUGAUAAUCGUACCGGUGUUGUUUUUGAUGAGUUUCUUGGUCACGCUGGUGUUUCUCUUGCUGCUGAAGUUCUGUCCUGAGAAGGUGGAUCGCCUGCAACCCAGGUCCAGUCGAGCAACCAGGAAUAGGAGAACCUUGCAAGGCAUUGAUGCUCCUCUGGGUCUGAAUGUUCUUGAAGGUGAGCCCAUAGCAAUGGACACUACAUCUUACAGCACAUUCAACCCAGUUCGAGACCCCUAUAGACAUGAACAUGCCUCAUUCAACGCCAACAAUGUGGCCUUUACUGAUGGCGGAGGCUCUUUUGGCGCCGCAGCUUCAGCCUUCACAAAGCCCAGGGAACUUCCACGACAGCAACUGCCAGAGAAAUUCAAAGGGGUGGCUCCUCUCCCAGCAUCAUACUCACUGAAGUCAGACAGCUCUGUCUCGCUCUACAGGGCUCGUAUGGAAAACAGAAAUGUGGUGCUGCGUGUCCUUAAAGAUUCAGCCAGUAGCCAGGAAAGUCAGUCAUUCUUGGGCUUUGCAUCCUUCCUUUCCCAGUUAGGGCUCCAUCCCUUCUUACCGGAGCUUCUGGGAGUUAUAUCCCUGCGAGCUCCUCUCAUCACUGUUAUUGAAGAGAUGGAGAACAGAGAUCUGCUCGGAUUCCUGUGGAGGUGUAGACAGGAUAACGCUGGACCAGACGGCAUGUAUCAGAUGACAGAGAAAAAGAUUUUCACCAUGGCUUCACAUGUGUCCUCUGCACUGGACUUUCUCCAUAGCAAAGACCUUCUCCACUGCAACAUCAAGGCUCGCAGCGUAUUGGUCAGCAGGAUUUGUACCGCGAAACUCUGGGGGUUGGGUGAUUUGUAUAAGAGGUCUUCAGCAAGUGCUGAUCACAGUGAAGUUCCUGAGAGAAAAAAGUGGCAGGCUCCUGAGCUAUUGGCCAAGAGACCUGCCACUCCAAAAAGUGAUGUUUGGUCAUUUGGGCUGCUACUGUAUGAAAUGGUGACUCUUGGUGAGGUCCCCUUUGCUGAAAUACCUGCAAAGGAACUUCUACAGUAUCAUCAGCGAGGGAAAACCCUAAAGAAACCAAACAACUGCUCCAACUCACUUUACUCACUUAUCAAAGCUUGCUGUCAGUGGAAGGAGCACGACCGCCCCUCAUUGGCUGAGGUCAGGCGCAAACUCCAAUCAGGAGAGAAGAGUGCCAACGACAGCAGCGUCAUCCGGGUGCCUGAGCCAAUCAAUACUGAACAAUAUCUGAAGGAAGCGGGAUAUGGAGAAUCCAACAACUACACCAUUUUCUAAACUCCACGUAAAAAGAUCACAUCUAUAUGAAUAUAUUAUUUUGUGUUUGUGGUGUAAACUGUGCAUCUCCAGUGCUUCCUGCUGAGAGAUGUGAAUGUUGACCAGCCAUACUGACAUUAAAGAAUUUGAAUGUAUGAAAUGUUAAUUUUAGAGAAUGUUUACAGAUAUUAUCCUUUCUUUAAAACGCAUUGAACAAAUUGCAGUGUUGGCAAAUUCUGGGAUUUUAUUUAUGUUGGUCAAAUGGCACUUUUGUUGUACAGUUAGAUAUUUGAACCUGAUGCUUGAAUGUAAUGUAACACUGAGAAGGUCAAACUUACUUGACUGAUCUGAUCAAGCAAAAUUCAAAUCAUCUUUUCAGGACAGACAAAUUAGCAGUAGAAGAGGGUUGUGACUAGAAAGGAUACAGCAAAAACUGGAAACUAACAAUAAACUGAAUUUUCUACUUAUUAGAUUGUGUUGUAUUAAUAUCUACACCUACCACCCUAAACAUAACUCUUACAAUAAUUCUAAAUAUAGUAAUUAUUGUUGUACAGUGUGAGAAAAAAUAUGCUAUACUGAUGUGCACAUGCCCAGUAGUUUUUGCUGUGUAUGCCAUCUAGCCUUAACCGUAAGAGAACCAGGUUAAUGAAGCAGUCUUGUUUAAAGACACGAUUUCCAGCUGACUCAAAGUCUGUUAAAACUUCUUUGGAUGAUUUUAGCUAGGCUUGUUUAGAUGUAACAUGUGCAUCUUGAUUUAAUCUGUAUUGUAUUCCUCUUCAGUCACUGAAUCUUCCCCAGUUCUUUCAACACA
This is a messenger RNA of Carassius auratus (goldfish), 2315 nucleotides long. Its product is annotated as tyrosine-protein kinase STYK1-like. The coding region runs from base 161 to 1525 and encodes 454 amino acids. The record is from RefSeq and is a predicted model, not a curated record. The transcript is spliced from 10 exons. Gene Ontology annotation, cellular component: signaling receptor complex; plasma membrane. Gene Ontology annotation, molecular function: transmembrane receptor protein tyrosine kinase activity; ATP binding. Gene Ontology annotation, biological process: positive regulation of kinase activity; cell surface receptor protein tyrosine kinase signaling pathway; protein phosphorylation. NCBI's taxonomy places the organism in Eukaryota, Metazoa, Chordata, Actinopteri, Cypriniformes, Cyprinidae.